This is a messenger RNA of Patella vulgata (common limpet), 1330 nucleotides long. Its product is annotated as myosin-J heavy chain. Lineage: Eukaryota; Metazoa; Mollusca; Gastropoda; Patellidae. The record is from RefSeq and is a predicted model, not a curated record. The transcript has a single exon. The coding region runs from base 12 to 1064 and encodes 350 amino acids.
UUAUCAGAAAUAUGGGAUCUGCAGCAAGUACCAAAGUUUGCAAUUUUGAAAACAACGAAAAAAUAAAUAACAACAUUGCAAAAAGUCCAACCCAAAACUCAGCCGGUGACACUCUUCAAAAUCAACCCCCAAUUGGUGUUCUGUGUAAAACCAAAAAUGGUGAAAACACAGAAAAUGAUGGGAAAGAUAAUGUCCUCGUGUUAUUUAAAUCUGAAAAUUGUAAGGAAAAUAAAAACGGUGACUUGUUGGAUAAAAUACAAAAAUUAGAACUUGACCUAGCGAAGGCUCAAAGUCAGAACAUGGAUUGGGAGGAUCAAAUACAAACUCUGAAAGAACAAUUAGCAAAUGAUGAUCAAAAUGAACUUGAUGUUCCAGAAGCCGAUCAAAUCAGUAAUAAUAUGAAAGUUGUCGAUCUGGAGAAACAAAUCGAAUUGUUAAAUUCCGAAUUAUUGAAACUGAAUACAAAAUUCAAACGUAGAGUAAAAACCCUUAAAUCACAGCUGUCCGAAGCCAAACAAACAUCUCAGAUACAACGAAUGGAAAUGACAGAUGAAAUAAACCAGUUAAUGGAAGAAAACCAAAAAUUAACAGACUCCCAGACCAACAAAACAUCUUCUGUCUCGGAAAAUAUACCUGAUUCUAAUGCUUGUCAAAGAACAACACUAGUUUUAGAGCUCUCCUCUCAAGUUUCUGAACAAUGCCAAAUAAUACGCGAUCUCGAAGAAUCAUUAGUAGAAAAGCAAAACGAAAUAGACAAUUUAAAAUCGCAAUUGACUGUUGCAGAGAGUAAACAAAACCAUGUGUCAGGGGAAGACUGUUGGGCUAGUCCAGUAAAUUCCCAGAUGCCCAUAGCAGUGAACAAUGUGUCAAGUUUUACCAAAUCAAGCUCCAAGCCACCCAGAAAAAAGCAAUAUAAAAUUGGUCAACAUAGAGAUAACCAUCCCAAUAAACAAUCUUCACAUGGAAUUAUAAAUUCCGACUCUGAUUCUGAUUGGACAAAUGAAGUGAUUGUUAGUAAAAUUCACAGUGCCCCGGUUGGUAUUCGAGCACAACCUACAUUUUGAGUUAUAUUUAUCCAUAAUUUAUUUGUUUUGUUAAUGAGGCUAAUUGGAGUUAAAUGUUUAAACUGUGUGUGAAUCAUGUUUUAUUGGAUAGUGGCAAUGCAAAAGGAAAUUAACGCAAGUGAUACAAGAAUAUGUCCAUUUAUUUUUUAUCGCUAUAUAUUACCUAGUGGUAGCCACGAUGUGCACUGUACAUCCAUUAUGAUCAUAUGAGUGGUGGAUAAUUUCUAGCCUCGCCAAUUACGGAUUAAAUAUACUCUUUUCCAAAA